UUUUAUUUGAAUUGUAUAAUACAAAAAUAAUAAUGUGUCUGUCAAAUAAUUCCCUUACUGACUGCCCUACCUUAAGAUAUUCCAGACUACUUAUCUGUCGUUGCGCCAUCACGAGCCAUAUUAAAUUAUGUGAUGAGUCAUUUGAUUACUGUACAGUAGAACGGAUAAUGCGCGUGUCUAUAGUCAGAGCCUCCCUGUCAUUACACUACCAGGUACAGAAUCCAGCUCUGUUUGUGCUUGUUAAACUGUGUUUCCUUGGCUGUCACUAGACCCUGCCCUCCCUGUUUAUCACUCCAUUGACGUGUUGUUAGCAAAUGGGAGCAGAAGGGUUGAUCUCUCACAGAAGAGGUCAUUCUGGCUGGGCUGCCACUUGUUGCCAAAACCUUCGGGGCUUUAGUUUACGACGCCGCUAAUAUCUUUUAAAAAUAUAAUUUCCUCGUCUUCAAUGUUCAGAAAUAAAGCUAACUUUUUUCAAUUGUUAUUGUAAAAGAGUUUGUUUUUGUUUUUUUAAACAGUUAAAUAUUGUGUUACAAUCAACGGGAGAAGAAGCAUGGUUGAUAAUACCGCUGUAGCAACAAAAUCUGCUCUGCAAGCGGUUUUCUCUUCUGCAAACGCCCUGCCUCUCCUAGUCUCUACUGCCUCUGCUCACAGCCACUUUCCCGGCUCCCAGUCUCAUCAAACCAGCGGCGGGAUGAAGCUGGAGGCUGUAAUGGAAAACCUCCAGCGGCAGCAGGCAGCUCGUCUGGCUCUUGAGGAGAAGCUCCGGCAGACGGAGAAGGAGAAAGAGAUCCGGUCUAUGGUGGAGACACAGAUAAAGCAGCAAGCCCUAGCAUUCCGGCACUACCAGGCAGCUAUGCGCGGCUCAUUUGCCGCUGCAGUAUCGCCGGAUUCAGAUCCACGGUCUAGCGCACCGGUUCGGCAACAAGCCCAUCACAUUGCGCACAGGCUCCCGGACCAAGAGGACGCAGAUCUGGACAGUGAUUUCGAAGGGGAUCACGGCAUGGAAGACGAAGAGCGCGACCUGGAAGAUCAGGAUUUGGAUGAUGAAGGGUCUGAGGAUGAAGCCAUGGAAGCCGAUCUACCGCACUUUCAGCCCCGUCGUCCAGUUCAAGCGGCGGCCGGACUGUCUCCAGAGGGGACCCCUGUGCACGUACUCUCCGCGGUGGGGCAGCCUCAGUACGCUACUCCUGGACAAUCACAUUCUCCCACGGUGCUGGCACAGCAAGGGCAAUCCCAGCACCACGAAUGGACUUAUGAGGAGCAAUUCAAACAGUUGUAUGAGUUGGACGAUGAUCCAAAGAGGAAGGAAUUCCUGGAUGAUCUCUUCAGCUUCAUGCAGAAGAGAGGGACUCCAGUGAAUCGGAUUCCUAUCAUGGCCAAGCAGGUGUUAGAUCUCCAUACUCUGUACAAGCUUGUCACAGAGAAAGGCGGCUUAGUAGAGGUCAUCAAUAAAAAGAUAUGGCGCGAGAUCACCAAAGGGCUACACCUCCCUACCUCCAUCACCAGUGCAGCUUUCACACUGAGAACACAAUACAUGAAGUACCUCUAUCCCUACGAAUGUGAGAAGCGGGGGCUCAGCUCCCCAGGUGAGCUCCAGGCAGCUAUCGACAGUAACCGAAGGGAAGGCCGUCGACAGAGCUACGGGUCGGCCCAGUUCAACUACUCCCCAGUGGGAACCCCCAGCAUCUUCUCUUCCACAAAGAUUCAAAUGCCUGCCAUCACCAUGGCAACUCACAAUGGCAGCCACAUGAGCCACAUGAGUCACAUGUCCACCAUUAAGAAAGAAGAGGCCAUGCUCUCCAGUGGCAUGCCCAGCAGGAUUGCCAUCCCCGUCUCCCUGGCUGGGCACCACAUCGCCCAAGCCCAGGCAGCAGCAGUCCAGGCGGCCGCUCAAGCACAGACAGUGGCUCUGGAGCAGCUGAGAGAGAAGCUGGAGUCCGGAGAGCCCCCAGAGAAGAAGGUGAUGCUCAUGGCUGAAGAACAGCAACGGUUCAUGCAGCACGCUCUGCAGCAGAACUUGCUCGCCAUGGCCUCCCAGCUCCCCAUGAACAUCACAAUCAACAACAGAGAUGAUAGACAAGAGACUGCAUUGAACCUGUCUACCAACGGCAUUAGCAGCAUCAACAUGUCAAUAGAAAUAAAUGGAGUUGUCUACACAGGAGUCCUCUUCGCUCGAAAGCCAGUCAUUCCAGUAGUGCCAGGCAGCAACGGAAGCAGCUUCAGCUGUUCGCAGGGAACGUCCUGUCCGGGGCUGGCAGCUCCAACCCAGCCGGUCUCUUCCUCCUCCUCCUCCUCUUCAGCCUUCGCACAGAGCUCAAGCAGCAACUCGCCCUGAGCUCCCUACAGCCACCCGGACAUUAAUAGUAACCAACCAUCCAGCAGUCAACCAGGCACAACCACAACAACAGCAAGCAACAAACAAGAAAACAACAAAGACUUCUGUGCGUCAAAGGUUGCUUUUAUUUUUAGAGACGACUUCCCAGCGAGAAACAAGAUACAGCAGAAAACAAAAUUGUUGCAUGUAAAAACACCUCAACACUGUCUUAUAAACCCCAAAAUAAAUAAAAAAAAUAAUAUAUAUGAUCAUCAUUCAUCAGCUACAUCAGCUUCAGGGGAACCACGUCAUACAUUUGUUUUGAAGUUUGCAAGGAAUAAUGAGAAGCGCACGCGCAGAACCUGACUGACUACUUUCCCGCUAUUUGUGUGUGCGUGUGACGAGACAAUGGGCUCUGUGCACAGUCCCGUAACUGCUGUGUCUCAAGGUGUUUUUUUUUUUUUCUCAAAGCCUGUAUUGUCAAAGGCACUGCGAGAGGACAUUUGUCGGAUGAGAUACAGUAACUUUUUUUUUUUUUUUUUACGUUGUGUGUUGAUUUUAAAAAAAGGUUGCUGUAAACAGCUACUACCAAAGAAAAGUAAAUAUCUGAUUUCAAGUCAUAUGAAAUGGCUGAACUUACAGCUGGAAAAAAGUUCUCUAGAAUAUGAAGAGAGAUGCAUUAAUACACAGGGACAUUCUCAGCCAGCAGGGGCUGGUUUUGUAAGAAUGAUAGCCUUGUCCAAAAUGAAUGUUGAAGGAACUCGGCUGCACAGGGGUCUGUCAUCAGCCUGCCCCAUGUGUAGAGAUUAGAUGUGAAACUAACUGAAGUGAGUACUGGGGUCUGCUUAUUAAUCCUUUUACAUGGCUUUCUUUUCAGUAGAAUCAAAUGAGCAUUUUCAUUGUUGACUAAUGCACUUGUCCAAGACCCAGAAGUUGACAAAAAAUCAAAAAAUAAUUGGGGUGGGGGGUGGUGGUGCUGUGACAGUUGAAGAUGUUUGUGUGUG
This is a messenger RNA of Polyodon spathula (Mississippi paddlefish), 3318 nucleotides long. Its product is annotated as AT-rich interactive domain-containing protein 3A-like. Gene Ontology annotation, molecular function: DNA binding. The transcript has 8 exons. Gene Ontology annotation, biological process: regulation of transcription by RNA polymerase II. Lineage: Eukaryota; Metazoa; Chordata; Actinopteri; Acipenseriformes; Polyodontidae. Gene Ontology annotation, cellular component: nucleus. The record is from RefSeq and is a predicted model, not a curated record. The coding region runs from base 551 to 2335 and encodes 594 amino acids.